This is a messenger RNA of Cyphellophora europaea CBS 101466, 1011 nucleotides long. RefSeq lists its product as uncharacterized. Lineage: Eukaryota; Fungi; Ascomycota; Eurotiomycetes; Chaetothyriales; Cyphellophoraceae. The record is from RefSeq and is a predicted model, not a curated record. The transcript has a single exon. The coding region runs from base 1 to 1011 and encodes 336 amino acids.
AUGAACUCCCGGCUUGAUCCUCGCGCGGAUCUCGUUGCACCUGUCCUGGACCACAGAGCCUUUCGAUCGCGCCCGAGGUCGACCGUCUCCGACUACGAUCCACGGCGAGGCUCUGGCUAUGGCGUGCCGCCCGCCUCCUACCCAAAGAGGAAGCCUUGCUACGAUUGGAUCUUCUCUAGCGCUUCCAACGUCCACGUCGCCGUCGAUCGGUCAAACUUCACAAGUUACACGCCCUUCAGAUCUUACGUCUUGGCGGUUGCCGACCAGCGCCAGGUUCCUGUCAAAGGCAUUAGCACUGUCGAGCUCAAGAUCCGUCGUCAAGCUGGUAGCAAGGACAGCCACAAAGUUGUGCUCGAGAAUGUGCUUCACGUUCCGAGCUGGCUGUGCAACAUCCUCUCCGACAUUCACUUCAUGCCGUCCCAAGAUUUCGAGCACAACUGGUCUGAGUUCGGCGUCAGCUUCCAACAACAAAAAGAGGGCAAGUGGAAGCCUUGGGGAUAUACUGAGAAUUUCUGCGGUUUAGAAAAGAUUGUGUUCUCCAAGCGUAUGCAUGGGCGCAGCCCGAUGCUCGAGGAUAGGGAUCGUGAGAUUUUCUCGGUGAAUGUCACUUGGCCUCAACACCAGCGUGACAAGUACGCCAUGUUGGUUGAGGAACAGGAGGGCCGACUUGCGGAGGAAUCUCAGAGAAAGGCGAAGCUGGAGGCAGAUAAGGGAAAUCACGAAGAUGCGAAGGAGGGCGCAAGCACAGAGCCCGCAGCCGAGCACGUCAAUGAGACUGAACCGAGCAACAUAAAGCCUGAUCAGGAUGCGGGUGGUCUUCUCGAUGUUACAGACCUCUGCAAAAGCCUGAAAUCAAGCCCAACGGCGGCUAUUGAAGAUAUCCGGGUUCCCCUGGCUCCCAUCGACCAAAAUCUGAAGGUGAAGCGAUCAUUCCGCACCAACAGCUUGAGAGUGCCUGGCAAAUCUGCCUUCCGUGAGGCUCUCCCGUGGAGAAGGAGUGUCGAACAGUGA